Molecule: messenger RNA, 480 nt
Organism: Salvelinus namaycush (lake trout)
Lineage: Eukaryota; Metazoa; Chordata; Actinopteri; Salmoniformes; Salmonidae
Product: neuritin-like
Exons: 3
Coding region: 1-480 (159 amino acids)
Biological process (GO): neuron projection extension; nervous system development
Cellular component (GO): plasma membrane
Source: RefSeq, a predicted model, not a curated record
AUGCGCAAUGCCAAGCGUCAGCUAGAGUGGGUCGUCGGCCCCUGUCCCAGCUCUGCUGCCUCCACCAGGAGGUGUCACUCCAUCUAUAAGGGCUUCGCUCAGUGUCUGAUGGCUCUGGGAGACAGCCUGACCGACAGUGCCCAGAAAGAUGAGGACACACAGGAGAUACACACCAUCUGCAAGUCCUGGGAUGAGUUUCAUGACUGUGCAAACGUGGCGAUGGCCUGGUGUCCGGAUGAGGCUUCUGCUGUCUGGGAGUCUUUGCGACAGGAGUCCAAGAAGAUGCAGUUUUCUGGAAACCUGUAUUACAUGUGCUCCAGUCGUAACCAACCAGCUACCAACGCUGAUGCCCUGAGCCCGUCCAACCAGGAAGAGAUUAACCAGGAGUCUCUUAAAGCACACGCCCACUGUCCAGGUCCUGCCUCCUUCUUCUUGCUCCCCUCAUGUCUGUCUUUUCUGCUGCUGUUGCCUAGCCUAUAG